ACCUGCCACAAUGAGCAUCGCCUCGCGCGGACCCCGUGCGGCCUACUCAUCGGCCAGUCGUAGCGCGUGCGUUUGAGAUAGACCUCCAUUAUAACCCCUGAUGACUCCCACCCCCCAAGGUGCUGCUUCCUGCCUCUCCGUAUCGUUCCUCCAUUCCCGAGUGAGCCUACCGUGCGCAUUGCCGCUCACCCUUGGAUCCAUGACUGGAGCCCAGCCGGGUCUCUUUAUGACUCAGACCAACGCCCUAUAACUAACCCAUUUGUUUAUUGUUUAUCGGAGACUUUUGGUUCGCGGGGCGUCUCAGUAUUCGGUCUUUUGUCCACCGCUUUGCCUCAAAUCCGGGCUUUAUAUUCUGAGGCCACCGCCACCGGUUCUCCGGUAGCGUUCUACUUCGACUACUCUGAAACAACUCCCCCACCUGCCUUCAGCAACGGUUCAUAAUGUCUGACUCUUUGCUCGAUAUCCGCCGCGCUGGGAUGGAUGCCAAACGGGCCCACGACCACAAGGCCAAGUGGGCGUACGGCAGCCGAUGUGCUCACUGUCGUCAUCCGGAUGUGACUUGCACCCUGCCCAUGUCUCGGCCGGUGAUGCCCGUCACCCACUAUACGACGUUGACACGGGCGAUGCGCUUCAGCCGCAAGGCCAAGACCAACCAGCAUACGAGCGAUGCAAAGAUCUCCCUGCGUGCUGAUGUGCGGGAGGCUCUCGACAGCGGAUCGUCGGAUUCAUCCAGCGACGAUGUCGAUGACCCUACGGCGGCACAGGUCAUCGAUGAUUCCGACAGCAAGGAAGAUGAGCUGCGAGAUUAUGAAGCAUCUGGACAGACCAUACUCUCUGCUGCAGUGAGCAAGGCGCUGGAGAAGUUCGAGACCAAGGAGACGGAGAGGAUCGUCAAGGAGUACGAGAUCAUCUCGUACGAGGGCGAAACCGCCCUGGGCUAUCUGGCCGACGACGACGACUUUGAGCUGGUCGAUCGCAUCCAGCUCUGACCUGUCGUUUGCAUCUGUAUUGUCUGGCGUCGAUCUUUACUACCCACGGUCCUUGGCAGGAGUUGGUGAUGAUUAUUGGUUUUGCGUUCUGUUGUAUAUCACUUCUGUUAUCAGUUAUCUGUCAGUCAUUCUUUUGGUAUAGCGAUGCGAUGCAGGCUUGUUAUUUUUCUGUCAGCGUUAAUAUGUCAUAACUGAUCAUUAUCUAGUAUUGUUAGAGUGCGUCUUAUCCAGCAAUGGAAUUUUGAG
Aspergillus ibericus CBS 121593 is the source of this 1235-nucleotide messenger RNA. RefSeq lists its product as uncharacterized. The transcript has 2 exons. The record is from RefSeq and is a predicted model, not a curated record. Lineage: Eukaryota; Fungi; Ascomycota; Eurotiomycetes; Eurotiales; Aspergillaceae. The coding region runs from base 441 to 989 and encodes 182 amino acids.